AUGGCAAAUCGUCCACACGGUGGUGAACUUAAAGACCUUCACACACGAGAUGCUUACCAGCAUGAAACUUUGCUUAAGGAGGCAGCGUUUCUCCCGUCUAUCACAUUAACUGAUCGACAACUAUGUGACUUGGAACUGUUAAUGAACGGCGGGUUUUCCCCGUUAGAAGGCUUUAUGAAUCGUAAAGAUUACGAAAGUGUAGUUCAUGAUCUACGGUUAGCAAACGGUAUUCUAUUCUCAAUGCCAGUAACUCUUGACAUCUCACAGAAAGAUAUUGAAUAUUUUAAUCUUGUGGCUGGCAAACGAGUCGUUUUACGCGAUUUACGUGACGAUGCUCCUUUGGCUAUUCUAACAAUCGAAGAUAUAUAUAAACCGGAUAAGGAAGUCGAAGCAAUCAACGUGUUUGGUGAUAAUGAUUCAGCACAUCCUAGCGUCAAAUAUCUACAUACUCGUGUUAAGGAAUACUAUAUUGGCGGUAAUGUCGAAGCAAUUAAUCCACCCACUCACUAUGACUAUGUCGCUCACAGAUUCACUCCGACAGAACUCCGAGCUCAUUUCAAAAAACUCAAUUGGACACGUGUUGUUGCAUUUCAAACACGAAAUCCGAUGCACAGAGCACAUCGUGAACUAACAGUCAGAGCAGCACGCCAACGUCAAGCAAAUAUUCUCAUCCAUCCAGUUGUUGGCCUCACAAAACCCGGUGAUAUCGAUCAUUAUACCCGAGUUCGUGUCUAUCAAGCAAUAAUGCCCAAAUAUCCUAAUGGUAUGGCCACGCUAAGUUUAUUACCGUUGGCUAUGCGAAUGGCUGGACCACGUGAGGCUGUUUGGCAUGCAAUCAUAAGGAAGAAUUUUGGUGCUACACAUUUCAUUAUUGGAAGAGAUCAUGCAGGUCCCGGCAAAAAUUCCAAAGGUGAAGAUUUCUAUGGUCCAUAUGAUGCUCAACAUUUUGUCGAAAAAUAUCGAGACGAACUUCAUAUAGAGGUAGUCCCCUUCCAAAUGGUCACUUAUCUCCCUGAUUCAGAUGAAUACUUGCCAAUUGAUGAAGUUCCCCUCGGCACAAAUCAACUAAAUAUUUCUGGCACAGAAUUACGACGUCGUCUACGAACAGGUGGCAAUAUACCGGAAUGGUUUUCAUAUCCAGGGGUUGUAAAAGUACUACGCGAUACACAUCCACCAAGAUCACGACAAGGUUUUACGUUGUUCCUUACGGGAUAUUAUAAUUCUGGUAAAGAUACAGUUGGCAAAGCGUUACAAGUAAAACUUAAUGAACAAGGUGGCAGAUCUGUAAGUCUGUUAUUAGGUGAAACAGUAAGACAUGAAAUAUCUUCUGAAUUGGGUUUUACGCGCAAAGAUCGUGAUCAGAAUAUUGCACGUAUAGCUUUUAUAUCAGCAGAGCUUACUAAAGCAGGUGCAGCAGUUAUAGCUGCGCCAAUUGCGCCUUUUGCCGAAGCACGUGCACACGCAAGAGCUCAUGUAGAAACAUAUGGUGGGUUUUAUUUAAUUCACGUGAACACUCCUUUGGAGCAUUGUAUAAAGACGGAUCGAAAAGGAGUUUACAAGAAAGCACAAUCUGGAGAGAUAAAAGGAUUCACGGGUGUUGACGACACAUAUGAAAUACCAACUGACGCUGAUAUCGUUGUGGAUGUGAGUAAGCAAAGUAUCAAUGAAAUUUGCCAUCAGAUAUUGCUGUUAGUUGAAAAGGAUGGUUAUAUUGGCGAAAAAUAA
Molecule: messenger RNA, 1725 nt
Organism: Ambispora gerdemannii
Lineage: Eukaryota; Fungi; Glomeromycota; Glomeromycetes; Archaeosporales; Ambisporaceae
Source: the annotation of a GenBank genome assembly